AUGUCGGCAAUGCCAUCGCAUGUCUUGCCAUCUGCUGCAAAACUCUCACAUGCUUUGGGAAGUCUGCACAGGCAAGUGCCCUUGACUGGCACUGGUCUCGAGUCGGUUCAACGACACCUAUCAGAAGAUGUGGCCCCAGCCUUCAAUGCAGGCAGUCAGUCUUCCCGCUACUAUGGCUUUGUCACAGGAGGCGCUACUCCUGCUGCCGUCUUCGCCGACAACAUGGUCACCGAGUACGACCAGAAUGUCCAAGUUCAUCUUCCAAACGAGACGAUAGCCACAGAUGUCGAGGCUGCUUCUUUGGACAUGAUCUGCGACCUCUUAGGCUUUUGGAACAAAGACUUUCCUCAUCGUACUUAUACUACUGGCGCGACAGCAAGUAAUAUUAUCGGUCUCGCAUGCGGCCGCGAGUAUGUCAUCUCGGCUGCUGCAGCUCGUAACGGCACGAUCGCAAAUGUGUCAUCAAUGGGUCUCAUAGCUGCUAUGCGAGUUGCUGAGCUUGACGACAUACAAGUCUUGACUUCUGUCCCUCACAGCUCGCUCCGCAAAGCUGCUUCGAUUACUGGUCUGGGCCACGAUAGUGUCAGAGAUGUAGGCAGGGCUUCUGAGCCACAUCUGUUCGAUUCUGCUGCACUGAAAAAAGCCCUCGAGACACCCAGGACUGCCUCGAUCAUUGUGGUGUCUUGCUCUGAAGUCAACAGCGGUCUUUUUGCAACAUCGGAGGACGACAUGACGAAUCUAGUCGAUCUGGCGAAGAAGUACGGAGCUUGGAUACACGUCGAUGCAGCCUUUGGUCUGCUAGCGCGUAUUCUUCCCGACGACAAUUCGGACUACAAGACCCUGAAAUCUGGCGUCAAGGGCCUCGAAUACGCCGACUCAAUUGCCGCAGAUGCGCAUAAACUAUUUAACGUGCCCUAUGACUGCGGUAUCCUCCUCUCUCGACAUCUCGAUAUCGGCACAGCAGUAUUCCAAAACCCAGGUGCACCCUAUCUGAAUGCAGCCGCUGGUUCUGUUCCCUCGCCUCUGAACAUUGGUAUUGAGAACUCAAGACGCUUUAGAGCUUUGCCCGUCUACGCGAACCUCGUCGCCUAUGGACGUGAAGGCUUUGUCGACAUGCUUGAACGCCAAAUUGCACUCGCUCGAAUCAUUGCAGCUCACAUGAUUGACAGCGAUGAUUAUGAGCUUCUUCCUCUCGUAUCUGGAGGUGCUACGAAAGAAGAGUUGCUACAAAGAGUGUAUAUCAUUGUCUUGUUCAGAGCCAAGCAGGAAGCGCUGAAUAUAGAGUUGGUCAAGAAAAUAAAUGCCUCGAGGAAGAUCUAUGUUUCUGGUACAAAGUGGGGAGGUCAGCCGGCUUGCAGGUUUGCCAUUUCGAACUGGCAGGCAAGUAUUGAUAAAGAUUGGAGUACAGUCAAGGAGGUCCUGGAUAGCGUGGUUAACGAUGCUACAGUCAGUGAAGCAUAG
This is a messenger RNA of Aureobasidium subglaciale EXF-2481, 1461 nucleotides long. RefSeq lists its product as uncharacterized. The coding region runs from base 1 to 1461 and encodes 486 amino acids. Gene Ontology annotation, molecular function: pyridoxal phosphate binding; carboxy-lyase activity. The transcript is spliced from 2 exons. The record is from RefSeq and is a predicted model, not a curated record. Gene Ontology annotation, biological process: carboxylic acid metabolic process. Lineage: Eukaryota; Fungi; Ascomycota; Dothideomycetes; Dothideales; Saccotheciaceae.